AUGUUCCAGAAAGACAUCCAAGAGUCUUAUAUAAAGAACUGCUUCAAAAAUAUCUACAUUGUAAAAAGACACCAUGCAGAUGGCAACGUCGAGGAGAAAAAGAGCUGCGUUCUGUACAAGAACAUCGAUGAGUUUGUCCGUGUCCUCAUACAGAUAAGAAAAUACGACAAGGAAUUUAAAAAGAUAAACGUUGGAAAACAUGGAUCGGAUGUUGCAGCGACUUUACAAGAAUAUCUGGACUUUUACGUAGGCCAGUUUGGGCACAAAUUCCAUUCGUUCAUUUUGGAAUAUAAGAACAGUCAGGUGAAGGAUGAUGUGAAAAAUCAUUACAUCAUAAAAAAACUGACCAAAAGUGACAUUGAAAAAGUGGCAAACAAUUCCUACGCACGGGUCAUGUUCAUGUAUGACAGUGUAAAAUAUUUAAUUUACUACAUAAAGAAAAGGAUUGCAAAAAUCAGAGAAAUUAAUGAGAGUUUUGUGAAACUCCUGAUGAGCUACUUGCGAAUCUCUCUCAACCCACUGGAUCUGAUCGCCCAUGUGUACUUAAGUGGGUACAGGGGUGUAUCCUCCCCCGAUCAGUCGAAGAAAAAGAAUCUUCCCAAUGGGAUCAGCCAAAUUGGACCCACCUCGGCGUGGAAGAAAAUGUCACCCAUAAAAGACCACCCCGUGGUAGACUCUCCCCCAAAGGAUCACUUCUUCUGCAACGAACUGUGCCAAUUUGUGUGCGCUUACGGGGAGUACAUCAUAAAGCACACCAUAAGUAGCAGCUACGUAGAACUGCUCAGCAGGCAUGAAAUUAUCAAGUCCAAAUUGAGCAUAUACGAGUCGGCUAAAAGACAUAUUAGAAAUCACAUAAUGAAGAAAAUAUGCUCCCAUUCCCAUUUUAAGAACUGUAAUUUAAGUGCCCAAUUUGAUCAUGAUACCAUUUUCAAUGCGCACGAAGAGGCUCUAAUUAAGUUCCAAAAAAUAUUUAAAAGGUUCACGCAAGUUGGUAGUGGCUAUAAAAAUGUGAGCAUGUCGCACAGAGACUUUUCAUACAUUUAUGAACUUGUGCUGGCAGUAUACUUAGUGAAAAAGUGCCUCUUUCAUUUGAACGAAAAUAUAGACACAGUUCUUCAAGUAGCCCUCUACACUCUGUACAGCUCCGCAAAAGUGACCAUCAUUUAUUUGUAUUUCAAUCUGCCGAAGCACAUGGCUCAUUACUUUCUAAACGUGUAUCUUCUCUUCUUUAAAAGUAAGAAAAAAAAUAGUGAAGAUCAAAGCCAGGGAAAGAAAAUCGCACAUAUUAUGAACAGAAUGAGGAGAACGUACAGAAACGUCCUGCAGUAUGUUGUCAAGCGGGAAAAGGGAUGCAGCGAAGGUGAGGAAUGCACCCAAGAAGGGAUCCCAACAGGAGAAACCCCUUACGAAGUUACCCCACUCGGAGGAAAAAUCAAAAUGUCGGAAAGAAAACGGUACAGGAAGAUCCUCAACUUAUUGUACUUCCAAAUGGACAGUUAUGGCAAAAAAUUGGCCAACCAAAAAAGCAAGAGAGAAGUGAAUAAAUUUGUCGCUCUUCACAUGAAUGGGUCUGUCAUACAGCUCAAGUAUAACUACGAGGUUCUUCUAAGAGAAAAGAAAAAGUGCAAAAAGAAGACACUUCCAGAAGUGAGCCCCACAAAGACGGUAAAAGGUAGACAAUCCAUGAUACAUCAAAACGGUACAGUAUCUUCCCCAAAAAAACGAGCGAACUUUGUACACCCAGACAAAAUCGAAUACAUGAAGAGGUAUGCCCCGCUAUACAGGACCAAAUGCAGAAGCAACGCAAAAGGAGGAAAGAACGCUGAUCGGAAUAGAUCUGUAUAUAUACAGACAAACACAGUGAACUACUCCAUGCACAAUCGGGUCAUAUACAACUACCGUGAUGGUGAUACCUACGCUAGGAAGGAAAAAAAAAGUGAAAAUGAAAGAGAAGUAACCUUCUACAAAGAGAACAGGAAUUCGGAGAAAAACAUCAUAGGGAAAUUAUUCCACUGUGUGUUAAAAAAUUUACGAAAGGGGAAUCAAUUCGUCCCAAGCAACACUCGGGAGAUUAGUACCGUCAACUCAUUUGACGAUUAUGCAGAGAGAAAUCAAAACGAACGUAACGAUUAUGAAGAUAGCCAUUUGAGCGUCCCCAGUGAAGAGAUUUCCAAGGUCGAUGGAUCUAUUAGCUGUCCUGUUCGGACGAUUCUUAAUGAACACGAAAAGGGUGGAGAGACUCCGGAUUCGUGUUACUUAUCCAGGAACGGCUCCAUACAGAGUCAAGGCAAAGUGGAGUGUCAACUCCUAUCCCAAAGGAGACUUGAUAAAAGCAAAUACGAAAUAUAUUCCGUCCAAACGGUGAGCAGCAAGGAAAUCCAGGAGGGUGGAGAAGUAACGGAGGAAGUGGGUAGCGAAGAUGGAGACACACACCCUAAAGAAGUGGACAACACAGUUAAGAGGCAGGAUGAUGAGAUUGCAUACAGCUACUUCGAUCCAUCCGUUGGGAAAACGAAUAGCAAUGUAGAGAAAUCAUCCCAAGAAAGGCGUGACAAACACAGGAAGAAGCGCGAAGCGAAUGAGGAGGUUCAAAAUGGAGAAAUCUCUCCUCCAGAGAAAAUCCAAAACGAAAUUGAAAAAAACGCAUAUGAGAAAAAGGCUGGUGAGCCCCCUAGACACGGCUCCAAAACCGAGGGACACACUGAAGAGGACACAUCCGAUAAGGAGUCGCCCGAAAAGGGAAAACAGAGUGAUGACUCCCCAGGAACAUGCUCACCAGAGAAUAUAACCCAUGCCGAUUUGCAGUUAAAAAAAGAAAACAAGCGCAGAACACAGGGAAAAUAUAAGAUGUACUUUUCGAACGAGUCCGCCACGAUAGAUGUGUCGUCGGAUGAUUAUAACCCGUACAGGACAACGAAGAGAAAGGGACAAAGGAGACGGAGGAAGGCCCCGGCGAGGGGAAAGAGAAACACGAGCCGAAAGACGAGUGAAAAGACAGAGAAUAAAGAAAAAUCGGACGAACGGACAAAGGGGAAGGAAAAGGAGAGAAAAUCCAGGAAGAGAAAAACGGAACAGGCGCCAAAAACACACACGGGUAAAACCAAAAAAAGAAAAAGGUCUCAAGUCACUGACGAGGAAGCCGUUAAAACGAAAAAGGGGAAGUCCAACCAUUUAUGCAGUUAUCCUUCGGUGAAGUCCGAUCAUUCGAAGUCAAACGAAGUGGUGGAACAGGAGGAAAAAAGCUGUAAUAUAGAGACCGUCGCGCGUAAGGAGUCCAGGGAAAGAAAAACUAAGACUGCAACCGAGGAACACGCGAUAGCCACCAAUGGUGAGCACUACCCAGGUGAGCAUAAACGAGGGUGCAAGAAAGAAUCACAGAUGAGCGAAGCUAAGCCACCAACAACUGACGAUACGUCAAUUCCCGGCAGUGCGAGAAAACUAAUCUUUAACGUGUCCCUGGAUGUCAGCGAAGGGGGAGAAGAAUGCACACCGUGUAAAUAUGAAUUUGGUGAGAAGGCCAACUGGGGUUCCAAUGGGCCGAAAGGGAAGACGCCCAUUUGUGUUGACCUCGAGGGGAGUGACAACGGUGACAUUCGUGACGAUCAUGACAAUUGUGAUGUCCUCCUACUGAGUGAGCAUAAUCCUUUAAGGAAUAAACUGAACGAAUCGCGAAGCGUGGCACACGUACACGGGAAAAAAGACAAAACGGAUGAACAGGCGGAUAAACGCCUAGAUGAACCCCUUCGGAUAAACACGGAGAUGCCCCAAUUCGACAUGCCAUUCAUGUCCACACGAGAAGUGUACAUAAACGAAAGAGUAUGCGAUAUUGUGAAAGACACAGAAGAGAGACUAAAGUUAAUUGUAAUUCACUUGUUCAGUUACUACAUAAUCGGAGGUAUAUUUCUAAUAAACCCAUACAAUAGUGCCCAAAAAGAAAGGUACAGAAACUUCACCAGCAUAGAAGAAAAUAUUAACGACAUAGAAUACAUCAAGAUAUUUAAGUAUAGUAGCCACCAACUUAUUGUUGGAACUAUUAGGAAGAAUACAAAGGUGUCUUUGCUGGGUGGUGGAGGCUCCAAAAGAGUAAUGACAAUUUUGAAUAGACAGGGCAAAGGAUUAAAUGGUGCCACCUACAAAUGUACAAUUAAUAACACAUUGCAUGUAUGCAAAAUUCAGCAAAGGUUAUAUUUGGCGAAGAAAGAAAUAUUUUUCUCCUACAUUUUGAAGACGAGAAAAAUGCUGAAGCAUAGGAAGUAUUCCGGGGAGCGUAAGGGAACUAUUGUCCCUAGGGGGUGGAAUGGAACUGAGAUGAGAAGUGAAUAUAGCCGCCAAGAAAGCGGCCUACGCGGCAUGAGCAGGAGCGGCGAGGUCUUCUUCGAAGUUUACGCCAAGGGAAAUUUGUACAUCUUCCCCGACGAGAUGCACUACAACGUGCAUAAGGUGGAGGACAACUCGGAAAAAGAUGCGCGCGGAGCGGGAGGGCAGCUAAAGGGAGCCAGAACAAGAGGCAACAGAGGAGGCAGCGGGGCAGGGAAAAGAAGAGGAAAAAGAGGAGUCAAGCGGAGGGGCAUAAGAGGAGCCAAGCAUAACGCAGAGGGAAGAAGCGAGGGUCAAAGGGAGGCCCAAAGAGAGGGCCAAAGCGAGGACAAAGGCGAACACAAUAGUGAGCGCAGGAGCCAGGGCCAACGCGAAAAGCACAGCUCGGAAAAGGGCACAUCCCUUCUGAUCAUGGGGACGCACAAACACGUGACCUCGCUCAAUGAACUCAUAAACACAUUCAUCAGAAAGGGACACCAAGCCAUAAACGAAGAGCUGGUAUUGUUCAUCGUGUACCACUUGAUCGUGGCCCUGUUGCAGCUGCACGUGCUGGAUGUGCUCCACGGAGAUGUCAAAAUAGACAACAUUUUAGUUGCGAAGGACCAGGAACUUCUGCUCCAGAUGGAGAGAACUAAGGAGAAUAUCACGAGGGAGCCUCCCCGCACUUGCAAGAGGGAGAUGAAGGAGGAAUCCAAGAGGAAGAGGAGGCCUCACAGAGAAGGCAAUAGCGGUAGCAGCGUUCGGGGUGGUAGAAGCCGCAACAAUAGUGGCACUCGCAGCGUCCGAGGUGGUAGCAGCCGUAGCAGUAGUGGCAUUCGCAGCAUUCGUGGUGGUAGAAGCCGUAGCAAUAGUGGCACUCGCAGCAUUCGUGGUGGUAGCAACCGUAGCAGUAGUAACCCCUUCGUGUGCGAAUACAUGCUGAACGUGAAGGGAGGCAGCAACCCGAACUCCUUCCUGAGAAACAAAUUCCCACUGAACGUAUUGCUAAUCGACAUCGGCAGAGGAAUUGACGUAAAAAAUUUUAGGAACUAUCUCUUCUAUGGAGAAAAAAACUGCGAUUGUUAUAAUUUCCUGUCUGAUUCUAUUUUUACCUACCACAUAGACUUUAUAGGCAUCGCGCAAGUGGCUAGCUGCCUAUUAUACUACAAGCACUUGGGCAGCACAAAAUAUAAAUACGAUGGGAGCAUAAUGGAUCAAAACUAUGCCACCAUUAACAAUCUCAAUUUGACCUACAUGACGCACAACAAUAACUUUACGAAGAAUAGCAGCGCCCCUGUUAGGAGGAAGAGGAGGCACCCUCGUAAUGAUAAGAGAAAAAGUAGGUGCAAGGAGAUCGAAAGUUUUAUAAAGGUGAAGGAGCGCGCGUAUACGGAGGAUGAGGAGAAACAAGAUGAGGGGUGUACCGACCAAAGUGCCAGCCUCGAGGGAGGGAAGCACACGGGGAAGAGUUCUCGCCGUGCAGCGAAUAGCUCCCACCGUACAGAGAAUACUCCACACCGUGCCGCCAAUAGUCCGCAUCCCGUGGGACGCCUCCAACGAAGCCUUAACUAUGCAGGGAACAAACAAAGCGAAUCAAACAAGAGGACCAGACGAGCCGCCAGAAGGAGCACCGCGGCAGAAAGCACCCACUUUAUAGAUUACUCAAAAAAUAUCCCCAUGGAUGACCGCGAUAGAAAAAAAAUAGACGGGUACAUUGACGAAAUGAAGAAGAAUAACGAAAAUUACUACAUCGAACGGGAAGAAGAAAGCAAAAUAAAAAACUUUUCCGUCAAAUUACUAUCCACGAGAAAAAGGUAUAUCGAAUUUUGGGAAAUUUUUUUUCAUCUUUUGUUAAACUUUUGCAAUGUGUACGAAUUGAGCUCCGUUAAUUACAACACCAAGGACAUGGGCACGAAUUUUGAGAAGGCAAAUUUGUUCCAUCACAAGGUGAUGAAUAAAACGGAAAAUUACUACUUCGACUUUUGCAAAAAUAACUGGGAGGAGGUUCCACAAGGGGACCAACAGAACAAAGGUACUCACAUGAAGGAGAAGCUCAAUGGGCUUCUUAAAAAUAAUGAUAAUUUGCAUACACGUAGAGGCAAAGCUGUCUGCUCUAAUGGGGACAGUCACAAGGACAGUGUAGUUAUGGACAGCAACCAUACGGAUGAGGCGAAGGAUGAGAUGGGUAAGCUAUGCCAUCACGACAACACCAGCACCGAUGAUAGGAGCAACUCAUGUUCGAUGCAAAACAGGCGCUGUGAUGAUGAGAAAGAGGCGCUAGAAGAGCAGCAAAAGAAGCAGACCAAUGAGGAACCACACAAAGAUAAUACACACCAAGUGGACAAAACUAACGCAGAAAGGGAAAUCACAAAAGGGGCUGUUUUAGACAAAAAAAAUCAACAAACGAAUGGAGACCAACCCAAAAGUAAUAGUAAAUAUUUUUUUAUAAAAAACUCCAUUUCGAAUUUAAAAAAUAUAAAAAAAAAAAUGCAUAAAGUGAAGCACAAAAUAGAAAGGGACAAAUUGGAGGCCAGUCACAACAAGGGAAAAAACGACUCCUCCAACUUCUCUGGAAAAGAAGAAAAUGUUCGCUUGAAAAGAAAAAUGAUAUUCUUUGAGAAUGAACAGAAUAGACAAAAGUGUAGGAAACUGAAUGACCAGAAGUACUACGCAAAGGAGUGCCGCGCGAACGACACUAGGAGGUUGACUAGGUAUGUUAACAAGCUAAUGAAGAAGAAGGCCAUUUUUGUUCUCAUGUUUUUAAAAAGGGCAAUUGAAAAAAUAUUUGAUGAUGACAGGAGUAGGCAGGAAAUUUUGCUCAGCGAGAUUAAAAACGCGGCCGCUUUUUUUUGA
Messenger RNA from Plasmodium inui San Antonio 1, 7149 nucleotides. RefSeq lists its product as hypothetical. The record is from RefSeq and is a predicted model, not a curated record. Lineage: Eukaryota; Apicomplexa; Aconoidasida; Haemosporida; Plasmodiidae. The coding region runs from base 1 to 7149 and encodes 2382 amino acids. The transcript has a single exon. Gene Ontology annotation, molecular function: protein kinase activity. Gene Ontology annotation, biological process: meiotic sister chromatid cohesion, centromeric; mitotic spindle assembly checkpoint signaling.